Messenger RNA from Notodromas monacha, 765 nucleotides. NCBI's taxonomy places the organism in Eukaryota, Metazoa, Arthropoda, Ostracoda, Podocopida, Cyprididae. The record is from the annotation of a GenBank genome assembly.
AUGCAAAAUUUCGCUCAAACGAGAGGGACUUUACACAAAAUAUCAGACCAGAGAGGUAAUCGUGUGAUUGGCGCUGAGGAGAGGAUGACUUCAUCUGAUGUGAAAUUGAGCAAAACCAUGUCGUGGCUUUUGAGACACGGUGCUUUGAAGGAAGGUGUUGAGAUUUCUUCUGACGGAUUUGUGAGAGUCGGUGACAUUCUUUCGCGAAAAGAAUUUGCAGGUUGUACUUUGAAAGACGUUCAACGCAUUGUCGAACAGGACAAGAAAACGCGAUUUUGCCUGAGGGAAAGAUGCGGCACUUACGAAAUCAAAGCCAAUCAAGGUCACAGCAUAAGGGUUGAAGAUCUGGAGUUGUUGCCAGUGCUGUCGAAGGAAGAAAUUGCCGGAGAACUCGUUCAUGGAACGUACGAAACGGCGUGGGAGAAAAUUAAAGAUGAAGGAAUCCGUUGUCAAAAUCGAAAUCACGUUCACAUGGCGGUGGAUUUAUGUGCCGGGAAAAUCGAUGAGCGGAGAGAAAUUCCGGGAAUCCGUUCCUCGUGUGAAAUUUUAAUUUAUAUCGACCUGGAAGCAGCACUUCGAAGUGGAACCCGAUUUUUCAAAUCGCCAAAUGGAGUAAUCCUGAGCCCAGACGUGAUAAACCCGAAUUUUUUCAUGAAAGUGUUGAAUGUAAAGACUGGAAAUGUACCGUUGAAAAUGUCCUACUGUCACUCAGUGGCGGCCCUAGGGUGGGGCAAGAGGGGCGGCCGCCCCAGGCCCCGCGCUUGA